Messenger RNA from Melitaea cinxia (Glanville fritillary), 716 nucleotides. RefSeq names its product histone deacetylase complex subunit SAP18 (gene Bin1). The record is from RefSeq and is a predicted model, not a curated record. The coding region runs from base 167 to 646 and encodes 159 amino acids. Gene Ontology annotation, biological process: negative regulation of DNA-templated transcription. Gene Ontology annotation, molecular function: transcription corepressor activity; transcription factor binding. The transcript is spliced from 2 exons. Gene Ontology annotation, cellular component: nucleus. NCBI's taxonomy places the organism in Eukaryota, Metazoa, Arthropoda, Insecta, Lepidoptera, Nymphalidae.
AUUAUGAAUAGAGUUGUCACGCUGUCAGAUUUAUUUAUUCUUAAAAAAACUGAUAAAUAUAACGCUGUAAAAGUUGCAAAAACUAUUUAAUAAUAUAUAUAUCAUUUUGUAAUAAACUAAGAAAAAUAAUAUAAAAUUAAUUUUAUUAUCAUCAGUCAAACAAAUUAUGAAAAUGGCAGGUUUAGAGUCGAUGGUUGUUGAAGAGGUUAGACCCGCCGAAAAGCCUGUAGACAGAGAAAAGACUUGUCCAUUAUUACUGCGAGUAUUUUGUUCAACUGGAAGACACAAUUCUCCUGGUGACUAUGCGAGAGGCAAUGUUCCUCAAAAUGAGCUGCAAAUAUACACAUGGAUGGAUGCGUCAUUGCGUGAAUUAACAGGGCUAGUUAAAGAAGUUAACCCUGAGACUCGGCGUAAAGGCACUUACUUUGAUUUUGCUAUAGUUUAUCCAGACAUGAGGUCUCCUACAUACCGUAUGCGAGAAAUUGGUGUUACGUGCUCUGGACAACGAGGCGGCGACGACAACAAAACACUUGCCCAAGUUAAAUUUCAAAUUGGGAAUUAUCUUGAUAUUUCAAUCACUCCACCUAACAGAAUGCCGCCUCCUAUGCGUAGACCACAGCCAUAUAUGAAUAAUCGUCCUUAUUAACUAUUAAAAUAAUAUUUUUAUUUAUAGGUACUUUUAAAAGUAAGAUUAAUUAAUAAACAAUUUCAAAUGA